This is a messenger RNA of Bradysia coprophila, 2008 nucleotides long. It is a transcript of the gene f-cup, whose product is annotated as leucine rich repeat containing flyers-cup. Gene Ontology annotation, molecular function: protein binding. The record is from RefSeq and is a predicted model, not a curated record. Gene Ontology annotation, cellular component: cytoplasm. Lineage: Eukaryota; Metazoa; Arthropoda; Insecta; Diptera; Sciaridae.
UAUUUGUUUUAAAACUGUGGGGUUUGUUUUGACAUCAACAGCCACAACAUUAUAAACUAAAUUCGAUUGUUUUACUAAUCACAAUCGGUUGUAAUUAAAAAAAUUUAUCGAUCCACACUAAUAGAUACGUUCUGAACGAUGAAUCGAAAGAAGAAUUUGAAUCCAGUGUUUCAUUUACAAAACAAAAAGGAGGAUGAAGGUCAACUCUCCAAAGGGAUGAUAAAAAUUGCCCGUAAAUCUGGAUGUCUGAAUUUGUCUGGCCGAGCACUAGCUUCCGUUCCACCGAAAGUCUGGCAUAUUAACGAACCAGACAAGGAGGAUUUGGAUGUAAACUUUGCAAAAGAGGACAAAAGUGAAGAGAAUGAAUGGUGGAAUCAGAAAACUUUGAGCAAUCUGGAUUUGAGUUCGAAUGUGAUAACGUCGAUCAGCACUGAAAUCGGAUGCUUACAGGAUCUCGAAAUAUUAAAUCUUCGAGACAAUGCGCUGCAGUCCUUACCGAAUGAAAUAGGCCAGUUGCGAAAGUUGAUUAAAAUCAAUCUGAGUCACAACAAACUAACAAAACUACCGAAAGCCUUUUUCGAUUUGGUUGAUCUACGAAAACUCACUAUGUCGCAUAAUCAAUUUUCAGAAAUGGAGCCCGAAUUGAAUAAUCUAUUGAUGUUGGAAGAGCUGGAUUUAUCGCAUAACGAAUUAACGUCGAUACCCGAGGGAAUCGGAUUUUUAGUGAGAAUCAGUAAGCUGUCAUUGUCUCACAACAAAUUAAAAACGCUACCGGAUGACAUUGUUAACAUACGAAGGUUAAAUACACUUGAUGUUAUGAACAACGACUUGGAACAAUUGCCUUCGCAAAUGGGGGAAUUAAGAAAAUUGGAAUUUCUUUACGCGCAACACAACGACAUUGUUGAACUACCCGUUUGUAAUGGAUGUGAGUCUUUGAAGGAAAUUCACAUUUCCAAUAAUUUUAUAAAGGAAAUUCCACCCGAUUUCUGUCAAAACCUUCCUCAGUUAAAGGUGUUGGAUCUGAGAGAUAACAAAAUUGAGAAAUUGUGCAGCGAAAUUGCGUACCUACAAAGUAUAAUGCGAUUGGAUUUGUCGAACAAUUCAAUUAACAGCCUUCCCAGCUCAUUAUCAACACUAUCCCACUUAGUAAGUCUACAGCUGGAUGGUAAUCCUAUUAGAUCGAUUCGACGAGACAUCAUUCAGGGCGGAACGAUACGAAUACUCAAACUUCUACGCGAUCGUUUUUCGCAGGAAGAACAUGCCGAUGAAGUGAAAAGUAGUGUGCCGACAAUAGGAGCGGAAAAUAAGACCUUUCCGGACAGGUUCCAAAUGAGAAAAGCCAGAUCACUGGCCAUUAGUGGAAAGGACUUGAAAGAUAUUCCUGAUUCUGUGUUUUUGACCGCCCAAGAAGAAUCGAUCGAUAAAGUUGACCUGAGCAAAAAUAAAUUACCUUCGUUCCCUGAUGGACUCUCCUACUUGGAAGCUUUUCUGUCAGAGAUCGAUAUGAGCAACAACUGCAUAUCAUCCGUUCCGACAUUUAUGUCACAAUUUACGAGAAUAUCCUACUGUAAUGUGGCCAAUAAUUCCAUAUCCGAUUUACCGAAAGAGUUUGGUUUACUCGACACUUUGCGCGAACUAAACAUAUCAUACAAUAAACUCACUAAGAUACCUGAUUGCGUGUACGAACUUCGUUCACUUGAAAUUUUGCUGGCCAGAGAUAAUAAAAUUGAAAAAAUUGAUGUUAGUGCCACUGGUCUUGCCGCUGUACCCAAACUUGCAACGUUAGAUUUGGCUAACAACAAUAUUGAUCAUGUGCCGCCGGAAUUGGGAUUGUUGAAGAAAAUACUGGUCCUCGAAAUCGGUGGCAACAAAUUUCGUCAACCUCGGCAGCAGAUACUGGAAAAGGGAACGGAUUCAAUCAUGUCCUACUUAAGAGACCGAAUACCCCAGUGAAAGAGAUCGAUGCUUUUGUUGUUUCAGACUAAUAAAAUUUAAUAUUUUCCGUUGA